AUGGAAAAGCAUGAACAGUACACAUUUUACUUCGGACGAGAAAGAUUGAAGAAACCUGAAAGAAAAAGAAAAGGGCAAAGGGAUAAUGAAGAGGAUGCAAAAGAGAACCAGAAGAGAUGGCUUACAUAUGUCUGCAGAAUGAAAGGGGAAAGAUUGCAAAAAGCAGCCUUAAAGUAUAAGCUCACAUGGGAAAAAGAUGCUGUGCAUUAUGCUGUGAGAGUGGCUGGAGUGAGUAAAAGUGGUCCUCUCCGUGGCAUAAUGGUCCACGGGGUGCUGGCAGAUGCUCUUUGGGCAAUUGUGCGGAUUUACUCCAAGACAAAUGGUUAA
Molecule: messenger RNA, 327 nt
Organism: Gryllus bimaculatus (two-spotted cricket)
Lineage: Eukaryota; Metazoa; Arthropoda; Insecta; Orthoptera; Gryllidae
Source: the annotation of a GenBank genome assembly